AUGUUGAAUUCUUUUGUUCUGAACACUCAAAAUUGGCAAAAAUUGGCCAACACAAAAGUGGAUGUCGUAAGGUUUUCACGGAGAGCGGAAGUAACAUUUUUCUUUCUUUCUUUGGAUGCCAUUUGUUUUCUUUUCUUUUUUUCCUUCUAUACAUCAUAUCCUGUUCUUUUCUUUCUUUCGCAAAUUCAUACCAUUAUCGUUUUUAAAUUAUUUUAUUCUAACGUUGUUCUUUUUUUUUUCUUUUUUUCUUUUCUUUUUUUAAUACUUAUUUCUAAAUUUCUUUCUUUGUUAUGUUGUAUUUCUUUUCAUAAUUCUUUCUUUCUUUCUUUUUCGCACGUUCUUAAUUUUAUUCUCUUUUUCUUUCUUCCUUUCUUAUGCGUAUCUUUUUCUCUUUCUCACCCUAUUAUAUUUCUUUCCUUCUUUCUUUUCGUGUGCGAGUUCAAGUCCGUUAAAAACAAAUCAAUCUUUCUUACGCUUAUUCUCUUUAAUCUUUUUGUACUGAUUUUUUUUCUUUCUUUCUGCCUUUCUUUCUUUCUUUCUUCUUCAUUUCUUUCUUUCUUUCUUUCUUUCUUUAUCUCUGUCUUUUGUUCUUUCUUUCUGUCUUUUCUUUCUUUUUUUUCUUUCUUUCUUUCUUUCUUUAUUUCUUUAUCUCUGUCUUUUGUUCUUUCAUUCUUUCGGUCAUUCGGUCUUUCUGUCUUUCUGCCUUUCCUUCUUUCUUUUUUUUCUUUCUUUCGGUCUUUCUGCCUUUGGUUCUUUCUUUCUUUAUGUCUUUCCUUCUUUUUGUCUUUCUUUCUUUCAGUCUUUCCUUCUUUCUUUCUGUCUUUCCUUCUUUCUGCCUUUCCUUUUUUUCUUUUUUCUUUCUUUCGGUAUUUCUGCCUUUCCUUCUUUCUUUUUUUCUUUCUUUCGGCAUUCCUGCCUUUGGUUCUUUCUUUCUUUCUUUCUUUCUUUUUUUCUUUCUUUCUUGCUUUCUUCCUUUCUUUCUUUUAG
Messenger RNA from Acanthosepion pharaonis, 987 nucleotides. The record is from the annotation of a GenBank genome assembly. Lineage: Eukaryota; Metazoa; Mollusca; Cephalopoda; Sepiida; Sepiidae.